Messenger RNA from Drosophila serrata, 2351 nucleotides. It is a transcript of the gene bor, whose product is annotated as ATPase family AAA domain containing bor. NCBI's taxonomy places the organism in Eukaryota, Metazoa, Arthropoda, Insecta, Diptera, Drosophilidae. Gene Ontology annotation, biological process: mitochondrion organization. The record is from RefSeq and is a predicted model, not a curated record. Gene Ontology annotation, molecular function: ATP binding; zinc ion binding; ATP hydrolysis activity. Gene Ontology annotation, cellular component: mitochondrion.
AUAAUUUCGCGCCAUGCUUCAGUAUUUUUUACCCAACCAGCUGGCAAAUAAUUUCUGGACCUGGCCCCACUCUUCUAGAAUCACGUUCUCUGAAUGGAAAAGCAAAAGCUAAUCAAAUUUCGUAAUAUUUUUAGUUUGCUAAACAAAAUUGUCCUUUAAUUGAAACACGCAAGAAGCGUACUUGAAAUCAGUGCCGUGUUGAGAAGCUAGUGAGCAGAAACAAACAUGUCGUGGUUAUUGGGCAGAAAUCGUCAGCAACCGCAGCAGGAGCCGGCGGCUGGUAUGGACGGUGGAGGGGCUGAUCCGGAAGGCAGGACGGCCGGCGAGAGGUCCGGAGACUCGCAGCUGAGCCGGGCGGAGCGGAAGGCGAUGGAGGCGUACCGCUUCGACUCCUCAGCGCUGGAGCGGGCGGCGGAUGCCGCCAAGACUCUCGAGCGUUCAAAACACGCCCGGGAAGCCUUGGAGCUGUCCAAGAUGCAGGAGGCCACCCGGCAGUCCGAGUACAACACCAAGGUCAAGGAGUACGAGGCGCAUAUUGAGCAGGCCAAGGUCGAGCAGAAGCGCAUCGACCACGAGGAGCGCCGAAAGACACUCAUCGAGGAGACGAAGCAGCAGCAGCAGCGCGCCCAAUACCAGGACCAGCUUUCCCGCCAGCGCUACGAGGACCAGCUGAAGCAGCAGCAACGCGUGCAGGAUGAAAACUUGCGCAAGCAGGAGGAGAGUGUGCAGCGUCAGGAGGCAAUGCGCCGUCAGACCAUCGAGCAUGAGAUCGAGAUGAAGGAGAAGAACCGACUCAAGCUCCUGGAGCACGAGCUACGUGCCAAGGCCCGAGUGGAUCGUGAGAAUCGUGAUAUCAAUCUAGAGAAGAUCCGAACCAAGGCUCAGGAGCACCGUACCACCGUGUUGGAGGGCAUCAAAACUGCUGGCUCAGUGAUUGGCGCUGGCGCCGAGGCCAUGCUCACCGACUGGGACAAGGUGCUGACUGCUGCCGGUGGUCUCUCGCUGCUCGCUCUUGGUGUAUACUCUGCCAAGGGAGCGACUGGCGUAGUUUCCCGGUACGUGGAGGCACGCAUUGGCAAGCCAACUCUGGUGGGCGAGACCUCGCGCUUCGCCUUUCUGGACGCCCUGAAGCACCCGGUCAACUAUUUCAAGCGGUUACGCGCCAAGCCCGCCGAUGCCUUGCAGGGCGUGGUGCUGAACCCCAAGCUGGAGGAGAGAUUACGUGACAUUGCCAUUGCCACGAAGAACACGCGCAUCAACCGUGGCAUGUACAGGAACGUACUGAUGCACGGCCCACCCGGAACGGGCAAGACAAUGUUCGCCAAGAAGCUGGCUGAACACUCGGGCAUGGACUUUGCCAUCAUGACUGGCGGCGAUGUGGCACCCAUGGGCAAGGAAGGAGUAACGGCCAUCCACAAGGUGUUUGACUGGUCGCACACCACGCGGCGCGGUCUGCUGCUUUUCGUGGAUGAGGCGGACGCUUUCCUGCGCAAGCGCUCCUCGGAGAAGAUCUCGGAGGAUCUGCGUGCUGCCCUUAACGCCUUCUUGUACCGUACCUCCGAGCAGAACCCCAAGUUUAUGCUAGUGCUUGCUUCCAACACGCCCGAGCAAUUCGACUAUGCCAUCAACGAUCGUCUGGACGAAAUGGUGGAGUUCACGUUGCCGGGCCUGGAAGAACGCGAGCGCUUGCUGCGACUCUAUUUCGAUAAAUAUGUUCUGCAGCCGGCUUCAGCAGGUGCAAAGCGCUUCAAACUGGACACUUUUGACUAUGGAAAGACGUGUUCAAAGAUGGCCGCUCUGUGCGAGGGUAUGUCGGGUCGUGAAAUCUCCAAGCUGGGCGUGUCAUGGCAGGCGGCAGUCUAUGCCUCUGAGGAUGGUCUGCUCACCGAGAAGAUGGUGCUGGACAGGUGUCACUCCGCCGCUCAGCAGCACAAGCAGAAGAUGGCCUGGCUUUCGGAUCAGGAGCGCGCGGAUCACAAAUCCAUUAGUGGUGCCGCCGCCCCGCCCCUGACUUUCACUGCCAACAAGCUGUGAGGCUCUUUCGCUUGAUAUGGAGUUUAUGUUUUGAUGUAGAUGCAGCAAUCCCACGUCUGCUCACUGCCUUCGAAACGUCUUAGUUGUUUAGUCACUUAACUUUAAGUUGGUAACGCACAGGGCUUUAGCUGAAUAUCGGACAUAAAGCAACGGCCGAGAUCAACCUUGAUGUGUGCAUUUAGCAACCUGUACAGGAUUCGAUGACGGACUCCCGUGUUUGACUAUAGAUACAAUUAAGUUUUACCCACUGAACGAUUGUAUUAUAAGCUUGCAUUAACUGUCUCAAUAGUGUGUACAAUUAGAGGUGUAUAAUUUAA